GCAGAGGAGCCGAGGUGGGAAGAAUAACCGGGGAAAGGCAGGAGGAGAGGGGACAUCCCUCCCAUUUUCCACCCCGAGUCUCUUGCCCUCGCUGUAGAUCACGGAGCUGAAGAAGCUGAUGGAUGUGCACAGCCCCUCGCGGCCCAUGUGGGCGACCGUGGACAAAGCCCCCGUCCUGAUCCUCGGCGGUUUCUCCAAAAACAAGGUCAUCUUGCUUUCCGAUUCGGGCUUCGAGGACUUCAUUGCCGUGGAGGUGGACAUCGACAGCUGCUGGAUCGGGUCCCUCACCUGCCCCUGGACCGAGUUCUCCUCCACCAUCUUCGACGCCAUCGCCACCGAGAGCACCCUCUUCAUCCGCCAGAACCAGCUGGUCUACUACUUCACGGGGAAUUACUCCAUCCUGCACAUGGCCACGCCGGGAUCGACCCUCUGGACCCGCGUGCUCAACCGCAUCUGCGUGGAUAAGCUGAACCCCGUCCCCUUUUCCCACAAUGGCUCCGAGUAUGUGAUCGCCAUAGGCGGGGGCCAGCAGAAAGGGGAGUUCUUCCUCGGCACCGUUCGAGACGGAGUGGUUUAUUUUUCCGAUUCGAUCAGGGCUGAAAAGAAGACAGUGUGCGAGUACUUGGCGUUUUCAGCGUCCUGCAAGAUCGAGUGGGCAGUCUACAUCCCCGAGGAGAACAAAACCCUUCUGCUGGUGGAACAGGAGAAAGACAACACUACCUCUUACCACAUUGUCGCGUGCGAGCACGAAAAUCCGCAUUUCUCCAUCAUGUACAACAUACCCCACUUCCGGCCCAAAGCCACCGAGAAGUCGUUUGUGAUGCUGAUUGGCUUCAAGGAAUACAGCGACAUUCCCAUGGUCCUGCGGGGCUUGUCCUACAAUCCCUUCAGCACCAUCUUCUACAUCUGGGGCAAUGCCAUAUUGCAAAGCUAUGACACCAUCAACUACAUUUUCCUCUCCAACUUCCCUGGCGAGUCAGUCAUCAAAUACUUCAUUCAGUCGUACAGGGGGGAGAUUGUGUGUGUGACUGAAGCAGAAGAGGUCUGGUUCUUCAGGGAGGGCAGCUCAACCGUCCAGCAGCUCUACCCCAGCAGAGCCUGGAGCAUGUACGCCAAAAUCCAGCUCCUCAAGGGCUCCGAGGACUACGGCGUCAACGAGACCUCCCUGAGCUUCUUCUACAACCAGGGGGAGCUGCAGCAACUCGUUUACAUACGCGACAGGAACGAGCGGAUCAUCAAGAGGAAGUUUCCCCUCACCUACAUCCUCUCGCACCACUGCCUCUACUCCCACCGCUAUUCCCCCAGCAGCAGCCUCGGGCUCAGGUUCAUCGGCUUCACCAACCUCUGUCCUUUCACCAUCCUGAAGUUCAGGGACCUGCCCAAGCCGCAACGCUUCAGCCGCGUGGAGCACUACCGCGCCGAGCCGCCGGUCAUCACCGACCAAACGGGCUUCCACAACAACAGGUCUCUGGCUGUGUAUCAGGGCCUCGUUUUCCAUCUCCUCUGGCUUCACUCCGACUACAACCGGCCUUACGCUGACCCCGUCCAUGACCCAACGUGGCGCUGGUGGAAAAACAGAAAGCAAGAUGCAGAUUAUUACCUCUACCUGGCCAGCACGGGCAGCUCCCCGGGAGGCCUGUACAUCAACAUGGAGCACUAUGUGAAGAUUUAUGACCUGCACUCCAACAACAAGCUGCCGGAGCAGAUCUACCUGGACAAGGGUGACGAGUACAACUUCUCCGUAUCCCUCAGCAUCCGCUCCACCACAGAACGCAUGCGGGAGAAGAACUUCAACCACAUGAAGAUCACAGUGGUCCUCUCACACCCCUCCAACCUGGACUUCUUCCUCCAGAGGCAGGACCUGGUGAACCGGGCCUCAGUGCUCUAUAAGGUGAGCAUUCGGGACACAGCACGGUACCCACAGCAAGAACUCAGUGGGAAGAACCUGCUGAAGAGCUCCAUGGUGCUAAAGGUGGUAAACUCAGCGAUAAACUGUUAUGAGUACUCGGAGUCAGGGCCGGCCCUGCAGGGCUACAGGAUGGUGCCAGUGUACAUCGGCUGCCCACCGGGCAAGCGCCUUGCUUUCGACAUCACCAACACCAUCCAACACAACAUCAACAUGAACAAACGCUACUUCAACUGCCUGAGCCAGAACCCCGAGAUGCCUUGUUUCUUCUUCGAGGACGUGUUUUACCCUCUCUUCCUGAUCCAGGACAUGGUGACAGGGGACUCAGGGUCCUUCUUGGGACGGUACACGCUGAAGGUCAUCGGUGGUGCCCCGGACUCAGAGGCGGCCAUCGUACGCUACAAACCUGAAGACAUCUGGAAGUACAACAUAGACAAUGCCAGCACAGAAUCGAGCCUGAUAUGGCAGAAAGCCGGCAGAGGGGUGUCCGAGACCAAUCCCCAAGGAUACCCCAUUCACUCCAACACAAAUAACGGCAUCAAAUGGCUGUGCCAGAGGGACUCGCCAUGCCACGACAUAGCACCCAAGGGGCUGAUGACCCCCAACUACUUCUUCCUGGUGGUGGUGUCCAACAGAGAUGUGGACACGUCCACCUACUGCGACUACAACCUGGAGUUUGUCAUCCACGUGCAUGGGCUGCAGCUCAGCUCCACCAGGAGGUUGUAUUUCAUGAAGAUCACCAUGAGCACCCUCCUGGGCCUCAUCACCCUCUACUUCCUCUACUGCCGGGCGGCGAGGAAGAUCAUGACAUCCUUCUUCAACAUGGUGCGCAAGCUGGAGGAGGCGUCCGCUCUGUCGAUGGGUGAGUGA
Molecule: messenger RNA, 2776 nt
Organism: Struthio camelus australis
Lineage: Eukaryota; Metazoa; Chordata; Aves; Struthioniformes; Struthionidae
Source: RefSeq, a predicted model, not a curated record